Andrographis paniculata is the source of this 1182-nucleotide messenger RNA. RefSeq names its product auxin-induced protein PCNT115-like. Lineage: Eukaryota; Viridiplantae; Streptophyta; Magnoliopsida; Lamiales; Acanthaceae. The record is from RefSeq and is a predicted model, not a curated record. The transcript is spliced from 5 exons. Gene Ontology annotation, cellular component: cytoplasm. Bases 78 to 1148 code for a protein of 356 amino acids.
ACAAGCAUAGCUCACCCACCCUCCAAUUAUAAUUUAAUUCAUAACUAAGCAAUAGUAGCCAAAGAAAACCAGCCUGCAUGGAAGCAAAAUUAAUGGUUGCAGCUACAACAUCGACCCCGACGGGGGUAGCGGUGCCGAGAGUGAAGCUCGGGGGGCCGGAGGGGUUGGAGGUGUCGAAGAUGGGGUUGGGGUGUGUCGGGAUGUCCGCCACCUACGGGCCGCCGCCGCCCCAAAUGGAAAUGAUCAAAUUGGUUCACCGUGCCAUCGACUUGGGAAUCACCUUUUUUGACACUUCCGAUUUUUAUGGACCGCACACGAACGAGAUUCUCCUCGGCAAAGCAUUAAAGGGAGGGUGGAGGAACAAAGUCGAAGUGGCGACAAAGUUUGGAGUGAGUUUGAAAGGCGACGAAAAAUUAGAGGUCAGAGGAGAUCCUAAGUACGUAAGGGCUGCUUGCGAGUCGAGCUUGCAGCGCCUUGGAAUUGAUUGCAUCGAUCUCUAUUACGUUCAUCGGAUCGAUACUCGAGUCCCAAUUGAAGACACGAUAGGAGAAUUAAAGAAAUUGGUGGAAGAAGGGAAAAUAAAGCACAUCGGAUUAUCGGAGGCAUCGGGUGCGACGAUCAGAAGGGCUCAUGCUGUUCAUCGAUUAACAGCUGUUCAGACAGAGUGGUCUUUAUGGUCCAGAGAAUUCGAACAACAAAUUCUUCCAACUUGCAGACAACUUGGGAUCGGAAUUGUUCCUUACAGUCCUCUUGGAAGAGGUUUUCUUGCAGCCGGUCCAACUUUUAUUCGCGAUUUAUCCCACACCGAUUUUCGAAAGAGGUUUCCAAGAUUCAAGGAAGAAAAUCUCGAGCACAACAAGAAAAUCUACGAAAGAAUCCGCGAAAUGGCGAGGGGGAAGGGAUGCACGGCAGCGCAACUCGCAUUGGCAUGGGUUCUCAUGCAAGGACGGGAUGUGUGUCCCAUCCCGGGCACCACCAAGAUCGAGCAUCUUUGCCAGAACAUAGAAUCGUUGUUGGUGGAAUUGACCCAAAGGGAGAAGGAAGAGCUCGAAUCAUACGCUUGUGCUAAUGCCGUGAAGGGCGAAAGGCACGCGUUCAUGUCGCACACAUGGAUCAACUCCGACACUCCUUUACCUUCCCAGCAGUGAUUCGAUACAAAUCUAUCCCUCUACCAAAUCCGCU